Messenger RNA from Bathycoccus prasinos, 882 nucleotides. RefSeq lists its product with no specific name. The transcript has a single exon. NCBI's taxonomy places the organism in Eukaryota, Viridiplantae, Chlorophyta, Mamiellophyceae, Mamiellales, Bathycoccaceae. The record is from RefSeq and is a predicted model, not a curated record. Bases 1 to 882 code for a protein of 293 amino acids. Gene Ontology annotation, cellular component: membrane.
AUGGCCUCAGCUCUGAUAGUCUACCUCCGAAAACUCCUCCGAUUUACAAACUACCUCCUCUUAUUCUACGGCUUAGCCAUCGUGAUCAUUGCGUGCGAGUUUUACUUCGAAUGGAUUUCCGAGGAGGAGGAAACGAAUUCGUCCUCGAAUUUGGUCGAAGAGACAAAGGAAGAAAAAAAUCAAACGUUUUCAGACGUCGCUUCGAAACAACCGGUGUUUCUGUACGCAUUCCUCGCGAUUGGUGUGUACGUGACUUUAGUCUCUUGGACAGGUUUAUGGGGCGUCGAAUCCCCAAGAAACAGAUGUUGUUUACCGUUUUACGCGCACAACUUACUCUUCAUGUGGGUGUGUUCGAUAUGCGCGUGCGCUAUAGCGUUUUCGGAAACCGCGAGGGACUUUGUCGGGAAGGAACACGAACAAAGUUCGAUCAAAGAUAUCACCGGGACGACGAAGAAAAUGUACGACACCGUGAGCGAGAACUUGUUCGUGGUACAGAUUAUGAGCUUGGUUUUGGUGUUUGUGCAAACGGCGAGUUUAGUGUUGACGGCGGCGUUGAGAAGGGCGGCGAGCGAGUACUCGUCGAGCGCGUUCGAGGAAAGCGACGACGAAGACGAAGGCGAGGCGGAGAGUUUGUUUUUUGGAAAGAAUAAUAGGAAUAGCGCGAAUUUUAGAGACGUAGAAAGUGCGAACGGGAAUACUGGUGACGAGGAUGACGAGGAUGAGAGUUGGUCGGAACGGAUGAAGUUGAAGUACGGCGUGGACGUGUCCAAAUACGCGCACUCGCCGGCGAGACCGCCGCCGAGUCAUAACAAAAAGAAAAAGUACCCGGGACAAAGUAACCCAGAAUUGGCCGAAAAAGCGAACUUUUGCGGCGUGAUGUAG